AUGCGUUUCGGCACAUUGCUCGUGAGCAGCUUGCUCACCAUCGCCUCAGCCAUCCCACCAGCUACUAUCGAGAAACGAGACGCCGCCAGCAUCCCCAGCGCCGUCAAAACCCUCCAAUCCAAACUCACCACCCUCAACAGCACCGUGACUUCCUUCCACCAAGGCGACCUCGACGGCUUACUCAAAGUCCUGAAAAUCCAACUACAAUCCACCGACGUGGGCAACGCAGUCAAGUCCGCAACUUCGACCGCUCAAGCAUCCCAACCUAUCCCGGCAGAUAAUUCCACCAGCACCCUGAACAACCAGGUCGCGGCUGCUGUGCUAGCGCUCAAGGAUAGCUUGCAAUCUUUCCUUACAAACCCGCAAUCGAAGAAAUCUGCGUUUGAUAGCGUUGUUGCGAUCAUCUCGGGUUACAGCGAUGAGCUCGGUACUGCUAUUACUGCCAAACUUGCGUCGCCAUAUAAGGAAUUUGGACCACUCAUUGCUCGUCAGAUCGAUGGGGAUUUUGACCAGGCGAUCCAGACGUUUUCGCAGCGCGGUGGUGUGAUUUCGCUUCCAGCUCUGCCGAUCAAGAAGGAAUAA
Messenger RNA from Pseudocercospora fijiensis CIRAD86, 582 nucleotides. RefSeq lists its product as uncharacterized. The coding region runs from base 1 to 582 and encodes 193 amino acids. Gene Ontology annotation, cellular component: extracellular region. NCBI's taxonomy places the organism in Eukaryota, Fungi, Ascomycota, Dothideomycetes, Mycosphaerellales, Mycosphaerellaceae. The transcript has 2 exons. The record is from RefSeq and is a predicted model, not a curated record.